Molecule: messenger RNA, 610 nt
Organism: Anoplophora glabripennis (Asian longhorned beetle)
Lineage: Eukaryota; Metazoa; Arthropoda; Insecta; Coleoptera; Cerambycidae
Exons: 3
Coding region: 1-549 (182 amino acids)
Source: RefSeq, a predicted model, not a curated record
AUGCUGCUACUUUGUCCAAAAGUAUUUCUGAAUAUAAUCAGCUGGUUUUUUUUAAAAAACGUCUUUUGCACGGUAGAUUUAAAUGCAGCUGAGCUGCAAUACCUAGCCGACCACUUAACUAGGGAAGAGUGUAGACAGUUGGUUGCAGCUGCUCAUUUGAAAGGUUACGAAGAACCGCCGAUCUUGGAUCAGGUCGAAAGGACAAUAUCCAAAGACUUGCCAUGUAUAGAACUGUUGCAUCAUUGGAAUUCGCAAUCAGGCGAGGGAAAAGGUGAAACUCACGAAAUUUUAGAGCACCGUUUGAGGCAAAUAGGUAAAGACGCUCUGGCAGAUUGGCUAGGUAAAACCGUUUUCCACGAAAUCGGCAAAGAUUUAAACGACAGUUUGGAGAAAGGGUUUAAAGGGUUUGUAGCCGAGACGAGAGUUAGAUUUAAAAAGGCGGAAAGUUACAACAUUAUAGAUGAAACUUCAGAUUCAGAGUCGGAAGACAAAUUUGAUGUACGUGAAUAUACUGAUAAAGUAAAUUUAUCAUCGGAAGGGGAUAGUUAAUAGAAAAUAAACUAAAUUAAUUUUAACUUACAUAUAUUAGGUUACAAAAAGAAAAUACAUG